Molecule: messenger RNA, 5471 nt
Organism: Oncorhynchus mykiss (rainbow trout)
Lineage: Eukaryota; Metazoa; Chordata; Actinopteri; Salmoniformes; Salmonidae
Source: RefSeq, a predicted model, not a curated record
GCCUGCCUUGACCUGUCGUUUGCCUGCCCCUGUUGCUGUAAAAAACAUUUACUUCAACACAGUCUGCAUUUGGGUCUUACCUGAAACAAAAUAGCUGAAUGAUAAAUACAGCAGCCAAUACAACUCACGGCUGGGGAGUUUGAAAGAAGAGUGAACUCGGGAUGGCGGUAGGCUAUAGCAGUUAUUUGUUCAGACCCGUAACCAUUCAAUCUUAAUGAAGAGAAAGGGAAGUAAUCUGCAUCUUAUUCUAGUUCUAUAUUAUUCAAGUAUGUCAUUACAAUGAAGAUCUGGAAAACAAAACUUUUAACUGUUGAAUGCAAGGAAAUAAUGAAGCAACAAUCGAGAAAGAACAGUGGCUCUCAGCUCUCUGCUAUGUCUUUGGAGAAGACCUCCGAUCUGGCCAAUGAGAACACAUGUCUGCCGUCCUCACUGACCCUUGACCUCCGCUCCCCACAUAGUGCUCUGCUUGAUUCUGACCUGAGCAAGAAGGCCAAAGGCACCACCUCCACCAAGAAGCGCCACAAUUAUGCCACAUCCACUCCUCUGGACCUGCUGAAUGGCACCAAGGGCGGCAAUGACAUCGAUGAGGAUGAGUGCAGUCAGCAGCGAGAGGAGGAGAGGGUCCGGAACCAGGAGAACGAGCAGGGCCAGCACAGCACAGGGACCAAUGCCAAGUGGCUCAAGGAGGAUCAGAAUCAACUGCGCAAGGUGGCAGAGAGGCAGCAGGACCAGAAUAGAAAUUCUGACCAAGAUCUGAAUCACAACGAGAGCCCAGAAGGAAACCCCAACCAGAAUUCUUUAGUGGUGGACCAGCAGGUGGAGGACAGUGAGCAGAACCCCUCUUCUAAGACCCUGAGGUCCCUGUGCUCUGACCUGAAUGAGCCUCUGCUGAUCGAAAACUCAGAGGCCCCUCAUGGGAAAGAGGAAAAAGAGGAAGAUGAGGAAGAGCCUCUACUUCUUCCAACAGGUGGAGAGAGGGACACAGACUCGUCUGAGGCGCAAAGUAGCAGUGAGUCUCAGAGAGAUGACAGUAGAGAAGUCAAGGAAACCUGCUUGCUGUUUCAGGGCAGAAAUGCAGCACCCAGUGAUGAGGACUCCAGCUGUAUGUCACUGUCUCAGGGCAGCACAGCCAACAGCACGCCGGAUGGUGACCCAGAAUCUUACUGGGAUCGCAGUGCGUUUGAGACGGACACAGACCUGCCUGCGGGGUGGAUGCGGGUCAGAGACGAGUCCGGUACCUACUACUGGCACAUCCCCACAGGCACCACCCAGUGGGAACCCCCCUCUCCCCUGGAGGAGGGAGAAGCCCCAGAGAGACCCUCCAGUACCUCCCCUGUCAUCACACCCAGUGAGGAGCCACAGUUGACGUGGAGUAGUCUCACCCAGUCCCGCCCCAACAGGUUUAAUGACGAGGAGUUCUGGAAGGAGGAAGAUGCAAUGGCUGAUCAGACCCUGAAGGAUUUUGAAGGAGCCACAUUGCGUUAUGCCUCUAUCAAUCUCAGCUGUUCACAGUCUGAAGGAAAGGAGAAGAUGAGCUCACUCAUCAAUGACCUGGACGCUAAGGUUUUUGCUGUGCGGUCUCUGGGCUGGGUGGAGAUAUCAGAGGAGGAGAUGGCUCCAGGGAAGAGCAGCGUGGCUGUCAACAACUGCAUCAGACAGCUCUCUUACCACAAACACAACCUGCACGACACGGCUGGGAUCUGGGGAGAGGGAAAAGACAUGCUCCUUGUUCUGGAGAAUGAGACCUUGAACCUGAUUGAUCCUUUGGGCCAGACUCUGCUGCACACCCAGCCUAUCGUCAGCAUCCGAGUGUGGGGAGUGGGCCGGGACAACGGCAGGGAGAGGGACUUUGCUUACGUGGCGAGAGACAAACUGACUCAUGUUCUGAAGUGCCAUGUGUUCAGGUGUGAUACACCUGCUAAGAACAUUGCCACCAGCAUGCAUGACAUCUGCUCUAAGAUAAUGGCCCAGAGGAAAUCAUCCAAGUCCUCUCUGAACAGACUCAACAUAGACCCCUCUAAACUGGUGGACAUUCCUUUCCAGGAAUUCCCUGCACCAAAGAAUGAGCUAGUCCAGUCCUUCCAGGUACGUUACCUGGGUAACGUGCCGGUGGCUAAACCCGUAGGUAAGGAACGCUUUGGUAUGGACCUAGUCAACGUAGCCCUCAACACAGCAAUCAAUUCCAAAGAGAAGGAAGAGUGGACGCCAGUUACUGUGAACGUGGCUUCAGCCACACUUACAAUAGUCACAGCUGAGACAGAGGAGGUUCUUUCUGAGUGCCGGGUGCGGUUCCUGUCCUUCAUAGGCGUGGGGAAGGACGUCCACACCUUUGCCUUCAUCAUGGCCGAGGGCCCUGGGGACUUCAUCUGCCACAUGUUCUGGUGUGAGCCCAACGCUGCCAGCCUUAGUGAGGCUGUGCAGGCCGCCUGCAUGCUGCGCUACCAGAAGUGUCUGGACGCCAGGCCCCCCAGUACCAGCUCCUGCCUGCCAGGCCCACCGGCCGACUCCGUGGCACGUCGUGUGGGCUCCAGUGUCAAGAAGGGGGUUCAGAGCCUGCUGGGCAGCUUCAAGAGGUCUGGGUCCCAGACGCCCUGAGAGGUGCCAACCAACUAACCCACUCCAGUCCACCCCCAGGCCCAGCCCACCAUGCCAGCCAUGGCUCUCCUCACUCCAUUCCCUCUCUCUCCCCCCACCCUGAGGUGUUAUGGUAUAACCUGCUUCCCUCUCAACACCUGUCAUCUCUUUUAGAUGUGAUGUCAGAGCCGUGGGCAGUGUGGGCUGCCGGUGUGGUUGGGGUACCAGUGAGCCUAGCACUGUCCACACCUGCUCCACGCUUUUCACUUCCUUCACGUAAUCCUUGGUUGGACAAGUAGGCCAUGUUUUCCUUCCAUUGUUUGUUUAAUCUGUGAUCUGUUAAGAGGAAACUGCUGGACUCAUGGACAGUGUUUUGAAUGACAGCAAUAGUUGGGUAAAAUUGGUCUAGUUUGCAAAGUACCAACACUAAUUAUUCUUAGGAAAGCAGUACUGUUCUGUAACAUUGUCUCUGCGGUUUGUUUUGCAGAACAAAUAUAGUAUAUUAUUUGUGAGGAUAGAAUUGGAAGAAGUGCAAUUGAAUUGUGAAUGUUGAACUCAUGCCAUUUGCUUGUGGAACUAUCAUGUUGGUUUUCAUUUCAAAGUAGAUUUGAAAGAAAUGAUUGAGAAAUAAAAUGGCAUGAGAAGUCUGUAUAAAAUGCAUCAUGGUGAAUGUCAGUGGUGGAAAAACUAAGACUCGCUAGCUACGAAUGUAAUAUUCGGCAAAUAAAAUGCUAAUCGUUUGGGUCAUUAAAAUCUAUACUUUGUACAGUACAUUUGUUAAUGCCUAAAUAGCUUAGCAUCCCCUCUUCCAUCUGAUGGAGCUGGUAAAUCAGCAAGUGCAUUAUCUUUAUUUUAUAGCUAUAUUUUUAUUUGUAUGUGUAUUGCAAAUUGCACUAAAAAGUGUAGUUCAGCUCCUCAAAUCUGAAAUGGAGAUGGCAUACUUUUAGAGCAUGGCUCAAGUUUUAAUGAAACCUCAAAUCUCAAAGAAAGCUUUGGCUAUCUUUUACUGCACUCCAGCUGUAUACCAAGUGGGGGGUACUAUAUGUUGGAGUCGAGGAAUAUAUCAUCUUUGUGAUGCCAAAGCUAGAAGAAUCAUGUGUUUUUUUAUGGUGUUCCUCUUCAGAUCUAUUGUGGAAAUUGACCUGAAGGUGAUUUUACCAUCCUUUUGUUAUGUUCAGAUAACCCAAAAAAUUUUGAAUCUGUUUAACAACAUUUUCCUUUCAUGUACGUUUUUACACAAACGUGUCAAGUGUUAUACUCUGUUCCCUCUACUCCAUUCUCUAUGCAUUUUUAGUGUAUGUUUUUUGUUACGUCUAAGCAGAGUGACAGAGCUACUGUUAGCUACCGAGGUGUCCCUGCACACUAACAUCUGCCAACUUUUGUCUCGUAACCAAUUGGGUCUAAGGGCAGAUGGUACGUUUAGUAUUGUUACGAUAGACAUGACACUGACAAAUAAGAUUGUAUUUGUCACAUGCGCCGAAUACAACACUGAAAUGCUUACUUACAGGCCCUUAACCAACAAUACAGUUGAAAUUACACCAAAGUAUGUCAUUACCACACACUGUUCGUUUAACACCGACUUUAUUUUAUGUUUUUGAAACUUAUGACUGCCCUCGGGUGGGCUUUCAAGUAGUCUUGUUCAUGAGCAGUGUGUCUGACAACACUAUAGGAGAGCUAAGAAGCCUGACACUUUCAGUCUUCAGAAGGCAUUUUGUUAUGCAGAGAUUGCAAUACGGAAAGUGUUGCUUACCCACAGACAGUGUUUUUCUGUGAAAGAGACAGACUUAAAGUAUGUGUUGGAGUUUCUUCCUUGCGGUGUAAGUCAUAUGAACACAACAUCUUUAAAAUAAUUUAUCCCAUAGUUGACUGACUAGAUUUUCCCCUUUUUUUUUGAAUGCAGUUGGUUCAAAAUAAGUUAUAUUUUUUAUGAAAUUAUAUUUUUCUAAGUGUGUAUAAUAUACUGUAUCUGUGAGGUAGACAUGCCUUUUUUUUUGUGCCUCUGUUCUUACCACUGUGGUCACUGGUGCAGCAGUGUUUCCAAAUCUGUAUCGCUAGACUAUAGUUAUCCUCCUUCACAUUAUAGCACCACAGUUCUUCUUCCUCUCUCUGACCUGUUUUGGACAGCAGUUUGACCAGACAAUAAUGAAUUUGACUAAUGCCUUGCUUCAGCUGCUCUGUCACUAAGUUUUGACUCAUAAAAACAGAAGUGUAUGUACAAUUUUGUUUUUUGUUUUUACACAUUCAGAAUUAAUUUAAAAAAAAGUUUAACUGAAUUUGUGUCCGUGUAAUUUCCUUUGGUCCUAUAAUUGUUACUCCUUACUAUACACACUAUGUACUCUACUACUUACUAUAAGUGUCAGACAUUGGUUGCCUUAUACAAACAGAGCUUCCUGGUGUUCUAUUUGAUUUUGAAUGCACACUGUGUAAUGUUGUACCAUGCUUUACUUCUGGAGGCCUCAAUAAUACUUUCAAGAAAUGUUGUGUUUUGUGGCUAUAGAUAUGACUACAUGAAUUCAAAUGUUUUUCCUCCCAUUUCAAUAGUGACUGUCACUACACAUCUCAUCCACAUAUUUCUCACCUGUUUCUUUUCAGUUUUGCUGAGAAACCUGUUUUCACCCAUAUAUUCACUACAGUGUAGAUGCCAACCUAUGGGAGCACAUUGCAUGGCUGACCCAUAAAUGGUAUAUAAGGACUGACCCCAGACUCAGAACAGGGGAGCGCAGAGGUCUUCAGUGUGUUUCAGCUCUGUGAGGACAAAUAUAGGACACGAUAGGAAGUCUUGGGUAUACGUUUAACCUACCCAUUGGAUCAAGCGUAUACAUUGGAUACGCUUGAGAUAUUUAGGUUGCUUUGGUGACAUUUAAAUGAUAAAUAUGUCUAAGGAUUAGUCAUGGCAA